Molecule: messenger RNA, 828 nt
Organism: Cetraspora pellucida
Lineage: Eukaryota; Fungi; Glomeromycota; Glomeromycetes; Diversisporales; Gigasporaceae
Source: the annotation of a GenBank genome assembly
AUGUCAUUUGUGAGUUGGAAUAAAUUAACUUUGGCUGAACUAAAGGAGUUGUGUUUAACUUGCAGGUUAACCUCAGAAGGGAAUAAGGAAGAGUUGGGUGAAAGACUUCAUGUCUUUUUUGAAAAGAGAAAGGAUAAACAACCUGAUUCUGAAUUUGUUGCAAGAGAGAUGAGCCAUGACCCAUACAUUGAUACAGAAGGGGCUGGUAAUGAGUUUAGUAAUAGUGGUGAUAGAGUAUUUAAAAGAAAGGGAAUUGCCGAUUUGGAGGAGGAUUGUGUUAAAUUGAAUUCACAAUUUGCAGAUAAUAACAUUAGAGAUACACUUGCAGCAGGUUUUCAAAGGCAGGAGCAAAGGUGCUAUCCAGAAGUUAUGUCUGCUGACAUGUUCUUGUCGGCCUUAAGAAACUUAGAAAAUAAGAUGGAUAAAAAUUUUUCAACAUUAUAUAAGGAGAUCGAGGAGGGUGAUUUGCUGAAUGAAGCAUGGCCUACUGUUAAACUCACAAAAGCCAGAGACCAGCAUGAAUAUGAUUUCCUCUCCAAAAUGGGCAGACGUUUGGAUAAAGCCAUUAAAUUGCUUCCUAAUAAUUUUAAAAAAGAUUUUAUUUGUAUUAGAGAUGACAUGGAAUCUAAAGCAGUUAUGUUGAGGCUUGUGAAUAAGAAAGGGUGGAAAACAGCCUUACAAAUUGUUCCUUUAGGAAAAAUAGAAAGAGAGGUAAAAGGACAUACUUCUUUCGAGGUAGAAAAGACUUUAAGUCCUCAGAUUGUACUAGGGAAAUCACCUGUUUUAACUGCAGAGGUUUUGGCCAUAUUGCAACAAACUGCCCUUUAG